AUGUCGGGUGGCAUGGCCAAUGAUAGGCUAGCACUGGCCUUGGAGCAGCAGUUUAUCAGCCGAUUGACGACCGCUGCUGGAGCGACUCUCUUGGUCUAUGACGUCAUGACGUCUCUUGAUCAAGAGGUUAAGUAUAUCUGGCAAUCGCAGUGGUCGUCUGUUAAGAUCUUAUACCUGUGGAUGAGAUACGAAACUUGCGUGAUGGCAGGCUUGGAAAUGUGGUGUUGUAAGGAUUUAUCUGGCAAUGUUUCGCGUGAAGCUCAUCAGUGUCACCGGCCUCUAGGCGCUACAGUUUGGUCUAACAACAUCGCAGACCUCAACGCCAGUGCCAUAGCAACUGCAGAGUUUUGGGGCGGACGACGGUUAAUAGGGGCUUUGUUGGCGCUCGAGUAUAUGUCCCUAGCUCCGAUGGCUCUCUACUAUUCAAACAGGUUCUUCAAAGAAGGUACAAGUUUCCAUAAGGAAGGCAUCGAUGGUUGUCUUGGGACAACUCAAGCUCGUUAUCUGAAGCUGGCUUGGGCCGUUGUCUUGCUCGAAGAAUCGACCUUUCUACUUAUGCUUCUCUUGAAAACAUACAAGUCCUAUAGGGGCCCCGAGAUCUUGGGUCUAUCUCGGCUGUUCCGAGCUAUCCUCACAGAUGGCAACAAAGUCUCACAGUUGCUAGGCAUCCUGUAUUUCGUCCUCAUAGUUGGUCCGUAUCUUGAACGAGCCACUCUAGAAGCGCAGGCUAACAGAGUUCAAACGCAGCUAUCAUCCUGA
Molecule: messenger RNA, 759 nt
Organism: Coniophora puteana RWD-64-598 SS2
Lineage: Eukaryota; Fungi; Basidiomycota; Agaricomycetes; Boletales; Coniophoraceae
Exons: 11
Coding region: 1-759 (252 amino acids)
Source: RefSeq, a predicted model, not a curated record